AUGGAGGCCGCAGCUCCUCCUCCGUUGGAGGGGCCGUCCGAAACUCUGGCGGAUGCACACGAAGUCAUUGAUGGCCUCUUUGUGGGAAGUGCCGAUGCGGCAGUUGAAGCGACAACAGGGCCAAACUCCCGGCAGAUUGGCUACAUUCUCGAUGUGGCGGGCUGCGUCACCCCGGCCAUCUUCUCCGCUCUGGCCAGCGCGUUGGCUGAUGAGGCGUUGGAGUCAUCGGAGGCAUCUGCCGUGGAAGAGCAGCCACCGCCGAUGACCCGCAGGUCCUGGCGGUCGCAGGUCUAUCUCCUCAAUGGCGUUGAGACCCUCUCCGUCCCUUUGGACGAUCAUGGUCGAACCCAGCUCUCCGAGGAGCUGCAGCAGAGUUGGUUCGACUUCAUCGAAUCCGGCCUGGCUCGUGGAAAGGUGCUGGUCCAUUGCCGCCUGGGCGUGAACCGGAGUGUCACCGUGGUGGCGGCCUUCCUCGUGAGGCGCCGGGGCUUCGCCCCAGACGAGGCCCUGGAGCUGUUGUCGCAAAGGCGGCCCUGUGCGGACCCGGUGUCUGCAUACCGCGAGCAGCUGCGGGCACUUCAGCCCCUUAGCAUUGGGCGCACUGGCCCGGAUGGCGCAAAGUGA
Messenger RNA from Symbiodinium natans, 624 nucleotides. The record is from the annotation of a GenBank genome assembly. Lineage: Eukaryota; Dinophyceae; Suessiales; Symbiodiniaceae.